UUUGGGCAUCGGGCGACCGCAUCACUGUCGCUCUUGGCCAGUUCCACUUCGAUUGCGGUGUCCAUUGAGGCGCAUAAUUUGUGCGGAAAUAUGCAAAAUGAUUGUUUGUGGCAGUGCCCGCAAACCUUUUCCCCAGUAGCUGGGGCAUAUAUAAAUAAGUGAGAAGUGCCACAUUUCACGCUUAGUAUUCCGGCAAAUGCGAAACGCUAGCGAGGAUUAAAGAUAGCUCAAAGCCAAAGCGCUGUUGAGGCAGGCGCAAAAUAUAAGCAAAUAAAAAACAAAUUGAAUUUCAAAUUCAAUCAACACCAAGCUAAAAGCAAUGAUGACAACAACAACAACAAAAGCAACGGCAACAACAACAUUUGCAACUUGUUGUUUGUGUUUCCGCGUUACGUUCGAAGUGGCACGCGUUGAGUGGCAUCUCUUGCUACUCACGCUGUCAAUCUUCUCCACAUUGACGCACUGCUCGGCCGUUGGAUAUUCGUAUACACGCUUCGAGGGACCGGUGGUGGGGCCAGAGCGUCUGGUUACUGUGCCCAAUGCUUAUGGCGGUGGCACGCACUCCGAUUAUGUGGCACGGCCCGAAUAUAGCUUCGCCUAUGGCAUAGAAGAUGGACAGGCGCGCGUGCUGCAGAAUCGCAAAGAGACACGCAAGGGGGACGAGGUGCGCGGCGUCUACAGCGUAGUCGAUCCUGAUGGCACCUUGCGCGUUGUCAAAUAUACUGCAGAUGAUGCCAAUGGCUUUCAGGCCGAGGUGAUCACGAAUGGCGUUGCCAGACUCCAUGGCCAUGGCAGUGAUGAUGAUGGUGGCGGUGGUGUCGCCAAUGUGGAGCAGCAGGUGCAGCACGAUCAGGCCAACGAAGUGGGUCACGAGACUGAUGAAGAUGAGGAUGAGAAUGAGCAUGCUGCUCAGCAGGAGGAGGAUGACUACGAUGAUGAUGAGAACGCUGCACCACAAAAGCCCAACGGCCAGUAUAAGGUGCAUGAGGACCAAGACGAAGGCGCUGGUGAGGACGAGGGUGAAAGUGAUGGAGGAGGUGAGCAGGAGGUCGGCGGCGAUCAUGAGGAAUAUGAGGGCAGCAGCGAGGAGGGCUAUGAGGAUGCCAAAACGCAUAGUCAGCAGCGAGAGGAAGAUAAUGAGGAUAUUGUGCCAGUUUCAGUUUCAGUUCCAGUUCAAUUUUUGAAACGAAUCCUUCGUCCAUUUUAUUCGCGUCGUGCGUCGUCGUCGUCUGUGCUCAAUAGAAACAUGAAGUACUUUGUUGCCAUCGCUCUGCUGUUCGCUGCCGUUCAAGCUGUGCCCAUUGAACUGGGCCACUAUGCCCCAUCGUUGCUGCAGGUGCAUCAUGCGCCCGUUCAUGCUGUGCAUGCUGUGCAUGCAGAGCCGGUGGCCUAUCCCAAAUACUCCUUCAACUAUGGCAUUAAGGAUCCCCAUACCGGCGACAUCAAGUCCCAGGCUGAGGAGCGUGAUGGUGAUGUUGUAAAGGGCCAUUACUCGCUGGUCGAGCCCGAUGGUUCAGUGCGCCACGUGGACUACACUGCCGAUGAUCAUAAUGGUUUCAAUGCCGUCGUCCACAAGACCGCGCCCAAGAUCGUUCAGCAUGCGCCCGUUGUGCACGCUCCCGUGCUGGCACAUGCCCCUCUACUGCACCACUAUUAAACAAAACUGAGGAGGCGCCGAGUCACGAAAGGUGCUUUCCCAACAACCACAAACCACAAUCACCAGCAAUAUAUAGGAACAACAGGCAGAUAAAACAGAUCCAUUGAAACAAAAAUCGUUAAACAAAAAUGAAUGUAAAUUUUCUUGUAAGUAAGUAAAAUGUAGCUAAGAAGUUUUAGUAGAAAACGGGCAAUAUUAGUAUUUGCCCGGCACCCGGCUGAUCUGGCAUGGCAUGGACGAAGGAAAUACGAAAACAAACAAACAAACAAAACAAAAGCAAUGACUUGAUCUUGAUCAUAGUUUGAUGAUGAUAAUGAUGAUGACGAUGGUGAACGAUAAUAAUGUUUUAUAUCAAGCGUACACUGAAACAGCAGCAGAAAGCACAGUAGAAAACGAGGCAAAGUUAUUCUAGAUAUGUAUAUUUUGUAUAUUUAAUCAACGUUUCAUAUUAUGUGUAACCAUUUUCGCCCAUAUUACCAAGCAUCAACCGUUAACCCCAAAACGUUCCAAGGCCAGUUAAAAUCGAGAACAACACUUCUGCAGCAGAUGUAAAUGCUCACCGCAAAAGGCAUCCAAAAGAACUUCUACCCACCAACACAUGUGCAAUCUAAUGUGCAGCCUUUGACUAUCUCAACAAACUCAUUACUUAAACUCUUCAUUUCCAUUGCUCAACUUUUGUAAUAUAUAUUUAUGUAGAGUUUUUUUUGUAAGCUCAACUAUCGGAUGCCUUUGCGCCAAACUGUGGCCAACUGUCAAGAACUGCCACGCCCACAACAUCAGGGGGGCGUGCAAGCUCCGUCAACAUUGUUUAAUAUUUAAGCAACGGGAGCAUUUUGUGCCAUUUCGGUUGGACUACAGUUUGGCAGCCACUGGGCAACAAGCAGCAUAACUUGGAACGCAUGAAGUGGGAAAACAAUUAUUGGUUCUUAAUUCAGACAUUCAGUUACGUUUUAAACAUACUUAUUAUCAAUAACUCUCACCCACUCACUGUCUCACUCACUCAACUGUCUCUCUUUCCCACGUUCACUCACUCUGUUUAUCUAUCACCCUCGAACGCUCAACUGACGCUCUCUAUUAUCUCACAUACUCACUCUCAGUCUGACACUUUUGUAUCUAGUUUCAUUUUUGCAUUUAGUAUUCUUCACAA
This is a messenger RNA of Drosophila grimshawi, 2804 nucleotides long. RefSeq names its product protein Ycf2. NCBI's taxonomy places the organism in Eukaryota, Metazoa, Arthropoda, Insecta, Diptera, Drosophilidae. The coding region runs from base 320 to 1657 and encodes 445 amino acids. Gene Ontology annotation, cellular component: extracellular matrix. The record is from RefSeq and is a predicted model, not a curated record. The transcript has 5 exons.